This is a messenger RNA of Chrysoperla carnea, 484 nucleotides long. It is a transcript of the gene l(2)37Cg, whose product is annotated as probable DNA-directed RNA polymerases I and III subunit RPAC2. The transcript is spliced from 3 exons. Gene Ontology annotation, biological process: DNA-templated transcription. The record is from RefSeq and is a predicted model, not a curated record. Bases 92 to 415 code for a protein of 107 amino acids. Lineage: Eukaryota; Metazoa; Arthropoda; Insecta; Neuroptera; Chrysopidae. Gene Ontology annotation, molecular function: protein dimerization activity; DNA binding; DNA-directed RNA polymerase activity. Gene Ontology annotation, cellular component: RNA polymerase III complex; RNA polymerase I complex.
UGAUUUACUGCUGAACGCAACCACUUAGCAUGUGAACAAAAAAAUUAUAUUUAGGUUAUGUUAUAAUAAUAAAAAUAUAAAACAAUUUAAAAUGAGUUUUGCAGAGCUAGCGGGGGAUGAGCAGUCUGGUGAUAAAUCUAGAACAUUUAUAUUUGAAAAUGAAGGACACACUUUUGGAAACAUUCUCAGAUAUAUUAUUUGUAGCUAUCCAGAAGUUCAAUUUUGUGGGUACACAGUACCACAUCCAGCCGAAUCAAAAAUGCAUUUUCGAAUUCAAACGUACAAUUCACGGGCAAUUGAUAUUUUAAAACGUGGAUUAGAAGAUGUACAAAAAUUAUGUGAUCAUACAAUGGAAACGAUCCAACAUGAAGUUACACAACACAAACAAACACUUCCUACAUCUCUUACAUCCUGAGAAUCUCACGGGAAUUUAGGGGAUCAAAAAAAACAAACAUACAUUUAUAAUUCUAAGUUUAUUUUUAUU